CUGGCUUCUCUGAACUCUGCUUCUCCAGUAGAGGAAACUUGAGGAGGAUUGGCAGUUCUAAAACCAUGGCCCAGGUGCCCUUGACAUUCAGUGAUGUUGCCAUAGACUUCUCUCAGGAGGAGUGGGAUUGCCUAGACUCAGACCAGAGGGAUUUGUACAGAGAUGUGAUGCUGGAGAAUUAUACUAACUUGGCCUCGCUGGACUUUGACUUCACAGCUGAGACCAAUAAGUUAUCUUCAGAAAAACACAGUUAUGAAGUAAAUUCAUGCCAUCGAGAGACAAUGAAAAGAAGUAAAACCUUCAACCUUUUGGGAUUUAUUUUCAGAAAUGACCCACAGAGCAGAAUUGAAUUUGAGAGACAACAGGGACCUAAAGUGGGAUGUUUUAGUCCAAUGACAUUCAGAAAACAUAUAUCCCUUCCUCUACGUCAGAGAAUUCACACUAGAGAGAAAGCCUAUGAAUGUAGGGAAUGUAGGAAGGGCUUCAGAAAAUAUUCACACCUUACUGAACAUUUGAGAGACCACAGUGGUGUGAGACCCUAUGAAUGCAAGGAAUGUGGAAAGGCGUUUAUAGUUCUUCAGCAUUUUAUAAGACAUAAAAAAGUUCACACCGAUUUGAAGCCCUAUGAAUGUAAUGGAUGUGAGAAGGCCUUUCGGUUUUAUUCCCAGCUGAUUCAACAUCAGAUAAUUCAUACAGGUGUAAAACCCUAUGAAUGUAAGCAAUGUGGGAAGGCCUUUAGACGCCAUUCUCACCUUACUGAACAUCAGAAAAUUCACAUUGGUUUGAAACCCUAUGAAUGUAAAGAAUGUGGGGAAACUUUUAGGUUGUACCGACAUAUGUGUCUACAUCAGAAAAUUCAUCAUGGUGUGAAACCCUAUAUAUGUAAGGAAUGUGGGAAGGCCUUUGGUCAUCGUUCAAGUCUUUAUCAACAUAAGAAAAUUCAUUCUGGUGAGAAACCCUAUAAAUGUAAACAAUGUGGAAAGGCCUUUGUUCGCAGCUAUCUACUUAUUGAACAUCAGAGAAGCCAUACGGGUGAGAAGCCUCAUGAAUGUAAGGACUGUGGAAAGGCCUUUAGUAGGGGCUCAAGCCUUCUUAAACAUAAGAGGAUUCAUAGUAGUGAGAAACUCUACGAUUGUAAGGAAUGCGGGAAGGCCUUCUGUAGAGGCUCUCAACUUACGCAACACCAGAGAAUUCAUACUGGUGAGAAGCCACAUGAAUGCAAAGAAUGUGGGAAGACUUUUAAACUUCAUUCAUACCUUAUUCAACAUCAGAUAAUUCAUACUGAUUUGAAACCAUAUGAAUGUAAACAAUGUGGGAAAGCCUUCAGUCGCGUUGGAGACCUUAAAACACAUCAGUCAAUUCACGCUGGGGAGAAACCCUAUGAAUGUAAGGAAUGUGGGAAAACCUUUAGACUUAAUUCUCAACUAAUUUAUCAUCAGACGAUUCAUACUGGUUUGAAACCAUAUAUAUGUAAAGAAUGUAAGAAGGCCUUUCGUUCUAUCUCAGGUCUUUCUCAACAUAAGAGAAUUCAUACCGGUGAAAAACCCUAUGAAUGUAAAGAAUGUGGUAAGGCCUUUAAUCGUAGUGAUCGACUUACUCAACAUCAGAGAAUUCAUACUGGUGUAAAACCACACAAAUGUAAGGAAUGCGGGAAGGCCUUUACUCGUUGCUAUCAACUUACUCAACAUCAAAGAUUUCACAGUGGUGAGAAACUCUUAAUAUAGUGAGAGUUGGCAAGCCUUUAGCCAUGGCACAUCCUUUACCAUUAUCACUGUUUUACCACCUAAUGAUGUUAUGGUAAAGAUAAAAUUAUUUAACAUAAAAUAUAAACGUUUGGAAGGGCAUCUGGCACACAGUAUUUGCUUACUAAAUAUUGUUAUUUUUUAUGAUAAUCAUUAGUGUUACUAUGAAUAAAU
Ceratotherium simum simum (southern white rhinoceros) is the source of this 1916-nucleotide messenger RNA. RefSeq names its product zinc finger protein 404 (gene ZNF404). Gene Ontology annotation, biological process: regulation of DNA-templated transcription. NCBI's taxonomy places the organism in Eukaryota, Metazoa, Chordata, Mammalia, Perissodactyla, Rhinocerotidae. The record is from RefSeq and is a predicted model, not a curated record.